UCUUCCGGCGUUAAUCCACCACAUUGGUGACCGCGACGUGAGUUCCGUUCGUAUGCUCAAUCGAUUCGAGCAAGUUUCGCGAUAAAAUAUCGAAUCUUUCAAACCGCGUCCUCGCCCUAACCUCAAACUACAAUGUCAACACCGCCAAGCAAUGGUGGAACUUCUGGAACAAUCGAACCUGUCGGAGCAGCAGCCGUUGUUUCCGUGAAGCUUCCGGAGUUCUGGAAAGCAGAACCAGAAAUGUGGUUCGCGCAAGCGGAGGCACAGUUUAUUUUGGCAAACGUAACGAGGGACGAUACUAAAUUCUAUCAUAUUGUGGCAAAGCUCGAACAGUCGGUGAUAUGCCACAUCACUGACCUGGUAUCCAAUCCACCGCAACAAGAUAAGUACAAGAAAAUUAAAGAGCGUUUGAUUUCUCGGUUCGCACUUUCACCGGAAACACGCCUAGAACGGUUGCUAAGUUCAUCGGAUCUGGGUGAUAUGAGACCGACCCAUCUCCUUGCCAAAAUGCAGGAUUUAGCAGCGGGCUUGAACGUAAAUAAUGAGCUUCUCAAAAUGCUUUUCCUACAACGGAUGCCUCAACACAUUCGCCCGGUUUUGACCAUUAGCGAUGGAACGCUCCCCAAGUUGGCGGAAAUGGCAGACAAAUUGACCGAGUUUCCUCGGGUCGCGUCUGUGUCUUCGGUUCCCACUCCUAUCUCGAAUGCAGUAUCUGAUCAAAUGGAGGGCUUGAGGGAGCAAAUGGAAGUGCUCAGCACGGAGAUCCGGCGCCUGAAGCAAAAUUCUGCUAAUCAUCGUAGAACUCGUUCAACAUCUCGCUCCAGUAACAACAGUACGACAACCGAACUGUGUUGGUACCACCGGAAGUAUGGACAGCAAGCUGAACGUUGCCGGCAACCGUGUCAAUUUCAUGUUUCAAAAAACUAAGCCGGCGCUCACCCGAAUCGGCAGGAAUACCGGAUCCGAUGUUUCUAUUAUACCCGCCACAAGAAAAGACAAAUUCAACGAGC
Molecule: messenger RNA, 1010 nt
Organism: Toxorhynchites rutilus septentrionalis
Lineage: Eukaryota; Metazoa; Arthropoda; Insecta; Diptera; Culicidae
Exons: 2
Coding region: 133-927 (264 amino acids)
Source: RefSeq, a predicted model, not a curated record